Cantharellus anzutake is the source of this 1383-nucleotide messenger RNA. RefSeq names its product WD40-repeat-containing domain protein. The coding region runs from base 256 to 1248 and encodes 330 amino acids. Gene Ontology annotation, molecular function: protein binding. The transcript is spliced from 9 exons. The record is from RefSeq and is a predicted model, not a curated record. Lineage: Eukaryota; Fungi; Basidiomycota; Agaricomycetes; Cantharellales; Hydnaceae.
ACAAUAAUCCCAGUUCAUUUUCCAUCCCACUUCCGACACUAAUACGCAAAGUUGUGCUAUCAAUGCUAAACGAAAUUGAUUCUAGAUCGGAAUUGAUUUUGAAACUUGCUGCCCUAAUUCAAGAUUCAAGGGUGAUGAGGACCAUCAAGUCUGUCCUGAAUGUUAUAAAAAACCGUUAUCCAGAAGUCGGUGGAUGACAUUUUUUGUGCACCACAUGCAACCAAAAUCCUCUCGUCCACGCGAGGAUUGCUUUCUAUGCUGCACCAGGCCGUACACGAUCAUCUAUAUGCAUGUUAUGGGAUUCAAGGCGCACGGAUAAUUUCGAGUAAUUUCUCCAAAGAGUUGCGUCGGAUGUUUCUAUUUCGGGAGCAGAACAUUCGGAUGUCUUCGCAAAACAGAGUGCCCCACGUGGGUGGGAUCAUCACAUUGACAACUAGUGUCAGGAACCUUUUGGAAUCGUCGCUGAGACCAAAUCCGCCGGAGAACCGAAAUCCUUCAAUUAUCUAUGUUCCAAUUGGCAACGACCCUGGCACAUCUUUCAUCCCAGUUCCAACGCUGAUGCGCAAGGUUGUGAUAUCAGUGCAGGAUGAAAUUUGUUCUAGAUCGGAGUCGAUUUCAACAUUUACUAUAUUAAUUGAACACUCAAGGAUACCAGAAGCUGUCAAGUGUGUCUUGAGCGCUAUAAGAAACAGUUAUUGGGGUGAUGACAUUUUUUGUGCACCCGGGGCACCUCAAAUCCUUUCAUCCACACAAGGAUUGCUUACUACGCUGCACGGGGCACCAAAUGAACAUCUGCGUGCAUGCUAUGGGGUCCAAAGAGCACGGAUAAUCUUGAGAAGUUUCUCCAGUGGGAUCCUCUCCCUAGUACUUUCACCGAAUGGUCGUCACCUAAUCUCGGCCCCCUUAGAUGCCUCGCGCAUCGUGAAUGUGGCGACGGGAGCGCUACUUGGAGAAUUGGAGGAACACACUGGCCUGGUGCGGUCCGUCGCAUAUUCUUCUGAUGGUCUUCACCUGGCCCCAUCCUCUGGAGAUCCCACCGUCCGUAUCUACGAUGCAGCAUCCCUUCGAAAAUCGAAGGGACACACCAAUAACGUUCUCUGUGAGACCUUUUCACCGAAUCGCAGCCAUCUAGCCUCGGUCUCCAGUGACCACACGGGACACACAGAUUGGGUUAGGUUUGUGUUAUAUUCACCCAAUAGCCGUCAGCUUCAAAUGAUCGUACCGUCUUUUCCAUUACGUUUUCACUAGACAGCCGUUAUUUAGCUUCCCACGAUGACCAUAUGGCCUCUAUCUGACCUCUGUCUCGAGGAACCGUAUCCUACGUGUCUGGGAGGGUCACGACAGGUGCGGCUUAUCGAGACCUCAAAAAGCGGACCGGUGGCG